Molecule: messenger RNA, 786 nt
Organism: Caenorhabditis bovis
Lineage: Eukaryota; Metazoa; Nematoda; Chromadorea; Rhabditida; Rhabditidae
Source: the annotation of a GenBank genome assembly
AUGGACGAAGAAAUCUACAACAAUGCCUACUAUCCCAAUCGGAAUCUCUAUUAUUCGUCGGCGCCCUAUCAAUAUAGAAGUCCAUUCGUGUUGUCGCGGCCGUAUUUCGACGACGACUACACCGACUACUAUCGCGAUUUUUUGGCGAAAACCGCCAAUUUUGGCGGCUCGCGCAAUUAUGAUCGAAAAUUGCGCGUGUUCGACUCAUCGACCUAUUAUAUUCGAGUGUUUGCCUAUGCACAGAUUUUUCUCGCCGGCGUUCUUCUCGUCACCGACGUCUCGAAAAAUGUCCUAUUAUGGAAUUAUGUGCAGUCGAAUGGCGCCAAAAUUGAAAUGCUCUCGCAUCUCGUCUUUCCGAUAUUCGCCCUCAUCGUCGGCUUCAUUUGUUUGACGUCGAUUCUGAAUCCGUCGAAGACGAUGUCGAAAUGCGUCGCGAUUCUGAUUCUCGUCGUCGUCGUGCCCAACUUCAUUUUUCCGAGAUACUCGAUUUUUAUGCAAAGCGCCGUCGAGGCGAUCGACGUCGGCCAAAUGAUGGAUCGAAGCGGCCUACUGAAAGACGCCGAGAAGCUGAUGAUACGCUCCGAGACGCACAAUCGAAUGUCGAAAUUGCUGAUGCUCAGCACGUCGCGAUGGCCGCUGGGCGUCUCGGAUCUGACGAAUCUACCUCAGGAUUUUGUGCUAAUGAUGCAAUAUCUGCUCAUCGCCUAUUCGAUAUUCUCGCUAUCGCUGUUCAUUUUCUAUUUCAUCACGUUGUAUUGCCUUAUAAGGCUGAUAUCGGUUCAAUAA